UGGUCUGUGCUCUUUUCUUGGCAGUAUAGUAAGUAGCACCCCAAGCCCAAACCUCCCGAAAAAGGAUGGCGCGAAAAUCCAUCUCAUAUCCGGGGAUUUUCCCGGUACUUGUCGCAUUUUCUUUUGCUUUACUCGUCUUUUCUCGUCCAAUUCUUGGCGGCCACGACUACCACGACGCUCUCCGCAAGAGCAUUCUCUUUUUCGAAGGCCAACGAUCAGGCAAACUGCCCCCAGAUCAACGCGUAAAAUGGCGCUGCGACUCCGCAUUGCAUGACGGCUCAACUGCUGGAGUGGAUUUAACGGGAGGAUACUACGACGCUGGAGACAACGUGAAGUUUGGGUUCCCAAUGGCAUUUACGACGACGUUAUUGGCUUGGAGUAUCAUAGAUUUCGGGAGGAACAUGGGGCCGGAGUUAAAGAACGCCGUUAAAGCCGUGAAGUGGUCGACGGAUUACCUGUUGAAAGCAACUGCAAAGCCUGGAGUGGUGUACGUACAAGUGGGAGAUGCGUACUCUGAUCAUAGCUGCUGGGAAAGGCCGGAGGAUAUGGACACGCUUCGUACGGUGUACAAAAUCGAUAAUUCGCAUCCUGGCUCUGACGUGGCAGGUGAAACCGCCGCUGCAUUGGCCGCUGCUUCCAUUGUGUUUAGGUCACGUGACCCCGCUUACUCGAGGUUGCUCCUCAAUCGAGCCGUUAGGGUGUUCAACUUUGCUGACAAGCACCGGGGUGCCUACAGUGGCAGCCUGCACGCUGCAGUGUGCCCUUUUUACUGCGACGUGAAUGGGUACCAGGACGAGUUGCUUUGGGGAGCCGCUUGGCUACACAAGGCCUCAAGGAAGCGCGUAUACAGAGAGUAUAUAGUGAAAAACGAGGUCAUCUUGAGAGCUGGAGAUACCAUCAAUGAGUUUGGUUGGGAUAACAAGCAUGCUGGGAUUAAUGUCCUCAUUUCCAAGGAAGUGCUGAUGGGAAAAGCUGACUAUUUCGAGUCCUUCAAGCAAAAUGCUGACGGCUUUAUUUGUUCUUUAUUGCCUGGAAUUUCUCAUCCUCAAGUUCAAUACUCUCCUGGUGGCUUGAUCUUCAAGGCUGGAGGGAGUAACAUGCAGCAUGUAACGUCACUGUCUUUCCUACUUCUAGCUUAUUCUAAUUAUCUAAGCCACGCUAACAAGGUGGUGCCAUGUGGUGAAAGAUCAGCCUCCGCUGCCCUUCUCAAACAGUUGGCUAAACGCCAGGUGGACUACAUCUUGGGAGAUAACCCACUAGGAAUGUCGUACAUGGUUGGCUAUGGUGCACGCUUUCCUCAGAGGAUUCAUCACAGGGCCAGCUCACUGCCGUCGGUGGGGGCCCACCCGGCCCGCAUCGGGUGCAAAGCGGGGUCUAGCUAUUACCUAAGCCCAAACCCCAACCCCAAUUUAUUGGUGGGAGCAGUGGUCGGUGGGCCCAAUGUGUCGGAUGCUUUUCCAGAUUCGAGGCCUUAUUUUCAAGAGUCGGAGCCCACAACUUACAUCAACGCUCCUCUUGUGGGCCUUCUUGCAUACCUUUCAGCCCACCCUUGAUUUCCGUAAAAUGUAAAGUGCGAAAGGAUGAGAUGAUAAUUUGAGUGGUGUGCGAAAUGGUCACCCUGCCUCUAUUAUUGCCAUAUGAAAAGAUUCCAAUUGUUUCCCAAUUAACGAAGCAAGUUGCGUUGGUACACUAAAAUCAGAGCAUCCUUUUUUCCGUUGGGCAAACUUCUAAGAUCAUUGUCAAGUAUGGUUAUCAUA
Theobroma cacao (cacao) is the source of this 1757-nucleotide messenger RNA. Its product is annotated as endoglucanase 8. Lineage: Eukaryota; Viridiplantae; Streptophyta; Magnoliopsida; Malvales; Malvaceae. Gene Ontology annotation, molecular function: hydrolase activity, hydrolyzing O-glycosyl compounds. Gene Ontology annotation, biological process: carbohydrate metabolic process. The record is from RefSeq and is a predicted model, not a curated record.